AUGAAGUUUACUGGAUUGACGAGUGUUCCGAUUAUAGCACUUCUUGCAACCCAAAUUUGUGCUAAUGCAGUGAAAGAGAGAAUCAACUUGGGGGAACAAUUAGUGACGCUAACUGUCAGGGCAGACGAGGAACAUGACCAUGAGCAUGAAGAAGGUGCCUCAAACACUACUGUGACUGGUUGUCACAUGCAUGGUGAUGUUCAAUAUUGUAUCGAUUGGGAUGGUAAAGAAGGUUAUAUUGAACCUAAACAAGACAACCCACAAUCAAACUAUACAGGAUGUCAUUUGCAUGGUACUGAGGUUCACUGUAAAAACGGUGACGAGGAAUUGCAAUUUGUCAGGGCAGACGAGGAGCAUGACCAUGAGCAUGAAGAAGGUGCCUCAAACACUACUGUGACUGGCUGUCACAUGCAUGGUGAUGUUCAAUAUUGUAUCGGUUGGGAUGGCAAAGAAGGUUAUAUUGAACCUAAACAAGACAAUCCACAAUCAAACUAUACAGGAUGUCAUUUGCAUGGUACUGAGGUUCACUGUAAAAACGGUGACGAGGAAUUGCAAUUUGUCAGGGUGGAAGAUGACGAUGAGGAUGAGCACGACCAUGGACACAGUACUUCGAACACUACUGUGACCGGCUGUCACAUGCAUGGUGAUGUUCAAUAUUGUAUCGAUUGGGAUGGUAAAGAAGGUUAUAUUGAACCUAAACAAGACAAUCCGCAAUCAAACUAUACAGGAUGUCAUUUGCAUGGUACUGAGGUUCACUGUAAAAAUGGUGACGAGGAAUUACAAUUUGUCAGAGUCAAUGAAGCAAGCACUACUACUUCCGAAUCAAGCUCAACGUCAGGUGUAUCAUGUCAUUUCCACGCAGGUGUUGAACAUUGUGUGGACGAAAACGGAAACACCGUACAUGGAGCUGAUGGAGAAACUUGUGAAAGAGUAGAUCGGGAUUAUGAUAUUCCGUUAAGAAUUGGACUUUUAUUCGUUAUAUUGGUCACAAGUGCAAUCGGAUCUUUUGGCCCAUUGGUCUUGCGUUCAUUUUUUAAAAUAUCUUCUGAAAAUAUAAUCAUUACAAUAGUCAAACAGUUUGGUACUGGUGUUGUUAUUUCCACUGCAUUGGUUCAUUUAAUGACCCAUGCUUUUUUGAUGUGGUCAAACGAAUGUAUUCAUUUAGCCUAUGAAGGUACUGGCGCUUCAAUAACUAUGGCGGGCAUAUUCAUUGCCUUUGUAAUUGAGUAUAUUGCUUAUCGAUUUUUGUCUUACCGUUUGAGCAAACUCGCUGGUUCAAAGGAAAAUGCAUCUGAAGAUGAUGCUGUUAUAAAUGAAGCUACUAAAACAGUGUCGGAUGAAGAAGAAACAACGUCGCUCAAUGGAUCUUCCAAAGCGAUGCAUGACAAACUUUCAGUGGUCAUUCUUGAAGCAGGUAUCGUUUUCCAUUCAAUUUUGAUUGGUAUCACGUUGGUUGUAGCUGCUGAUUCUUAUUUUAUCACCUUAUUCAUUGUCAUUGUAUUCCACCAAUUUUUCGAAGGGUUGGCGUUGGGUUCAAGAAUUAUAGAGUUGAGAGACUCUGUAUGGUUAAAGAUUCUCAUGGCGGCUGUAUUUGCAAUCAUCACUCCUGUGGGUAUGGCCAUUGGUAUUGGUACACUUCACGAAUUCAAUGGUAAUGACCCAUCCACCAUUAUUGCAUUAGGUACAUUGGACUCUUUUUCAGCUGGUGUCUUGUUGUGGACAGGGUUGAUUGAGAUGUGGGCACAUGACUGGUUGUUUGGAAACUUGCGCCAUGCGGGGGUGGUUCAUACUUCGUUCGCUUUGAUCGCCUUAAUUGCUGGAUUAGUGCUUAUGAGUGUGUUAGGAAAAUGGGCGUAA
This is a messenger RNA of Lodderomyces parapsilosis, 1857 nucleotides long. RefSeq names its product Zrt1p (gene ZRT1). Gene Ontology annotation, biological process: zinc ion transmembrane transport. Gene Ontology annotation, molecular function: zinc ion transmembrane transporter activity. The record is from RefSeq and is a predicted model, not a curated record. The coding region runs from base 1 to 1857 and encodes 618 amino acids. Gene Ontology annotation, cellular component: plasma membrane. The transcript has a single exon. NCBI's taxonomy places the organism in Eukaryota, Fungi, Ascomycota, Pichiomycetes, Serinales, Debaryomycetaceae.